This is a messenger RNA of Panicum virgatum (switchgrass), 1219 nucleotides long. RefSeq lists its product as uncharacterized. The coding region runs from base 102 to 899 and encodes 265 amino acids. The record is from RefSeq and is a predicted model, not a curated record. Lineage: Eukaryota; Viridiplantae; Streptophyta; Magnoliopsida; Poales; Poaceae. The transcript has a single exon.
UCCAUCCUGAGCAGAGAGAGCUGCCAUCUCGCUCGCAGCCCAAGAAAUCCUCGCAACCCAACACCAAGGACGAGGAAGAAGAAGGCGUAAUCAACACACAAAUGCGAGGCAAGAAAGAUUCCAUUCCAUUCCGCCAGCGCAGCGUCGGUUCCUCCCAAAAUCCCCAGCUGCGCGCCCGCCCGCUUGCCAAUGCCAGCCAGAGCGCCCGCUUGCCAAUGCCCAUGGCCGUGCCGCCGGAGGAAGACGACGACAGCGACGAGUUCACCUUCCCCACGCCGCCGCCGCUCCUCUCCGGUGGCGCGCGCGGCAAGGACGGGCGCCGCGUGGCGGACCUCCGCCACCACCCGCCCUGCUCGGCGUCCGCGUCCGCGUCCUCCUCCCCGCCCCUCUGGCUCCUCUCCUCCCCGAUCCGCCGCAGCUUCUCGGCCGCCGACUGCGCCGCGUCGCCGUGGCGCGAGCGCGACAGGGCGCUGCUCGGCCGCCAGCGCCGCAACGGCGCGUGCUCCCCCGCGCUCAGCGGCGGCGGCUUCUGCGACGACGACGAGGAGGAAGAGGAGAGGAUGGACAGCCUCUGGGAGGACCUCAACGACGACGACGCGGCCGCCCGGAACGACGGCCUGUUCCCGGGGCCCCUCGAAGUGUCGCGCCGCCGCUCCGUCGCCGGGCCGGACGCCGACGAGAGGGCGAGGAGGGCGGCCAAGGACCCGCGCCAGGCCGCCGCCGCCGCCGCCGCGGUGCUCGGCGCGUCGAGGAGCUCGCGGCGGCGGCCGCCGGGGCUGGUGGUGAUGAUGCGCGCGCUGAGGAGGAUGUUCGUGGCGCACAAGGGCAAGAGCAGGGUGCACAGGGACGAGCACAGCGCCGCCUCUGCCUCGGCAUCUUCCCCCUUCAACAAAGGAUGAUGAGCUGCAGCAUCAGAAAUGCAGUUUUUGGGUGAAGAAAGAAACUCAGAUUAAUUAAUCCUAAUCCUCUAGCAAUAUAAGUUCGUUUUGUUAAACACUCUUUGUGCUUCCAUUUCUUCUUGACUGGAUUAUUGUUCCGGCCAUGGUGAUCAUCACAGUUUUAGUUUUGCGACCAACAUAUAUUUUGAUGUGCAUCCUUGUGUAUAGUUCUAUAAGUUCUUUUUUUAUAAAUACAGAAGAAUCUAUGUUCUUGUCAUACGUACUGUACAUGUUACAUGGAUAAUAGUUGGAAAUCGCCGAGGUUGUUCCCUUUUUCCUUC